Molecule: messenger RNA, 3717 nt
Organism: Dufourea novaeangliae
Lineage: Eukaryota; Metazoa; Arthropoda; Insecta; Hymenoptera; Halictidae
Gene: pwn
Exons: 15
Coding region: 1-3717 (1238 amino acids)
Molecular function (GO): calcium ion binding
Source: RefSeq, a predicted model, not a curated record
AUGGCGAGGCUCCACACGGAUGGACCGAAGGUCCUGCUGACCUUUUACCUUCUGAUGUUUAUAGGUGUGUCGGCUAUCCAAAACGAUCCGACGUCAUCGCGUUCCUCCCAAGAAGACAUAAUUCUCAGCGGCAGCGCGUACACGGGACCGGAAAGGACAUCGAACGUGUACCACCGUGAUGGAUCGCCGACGUUCCAGAGGACUGUUCCAGCAUUUCAGCUGGAAAGCUCGAAGAGUGUCCACGGUUUCGAUAAAAACGACGUCAGGUUCGAAGAUAAUACCGGGCAAGAAGAAGCUAUCGACGAACUGACGACAUCCUCGAAACACGUCGAUCAUAUCGACGGUAACAACAUAGAGGUGAAACCGGGGGAAUAUUAUCGUAUAGCCCCGACGACAAGCGAAUCCAUGUCGGGGGAAGGACAAGGGGCUCCGCAGGGACCAAAACUCUUGUCGGAGCCCCAUCAGCUGGUUGGAGUGUCGCACCAACGGGCACAGUACCUGCAGGCGAUAGAUCAACAAAGACAAGCUCGCCAAGAGACACCGAGGAUCUAUAGCGAACACGCUCCGCCGCCCAUCCUGCAAACCGCCACUGCAGGACAACGUCAGGCGAAUCCUGAUAUACAGGACAUCAUCACGGGGAUCGUGAAACUCCUGAAUGGGAACGUGAAUGUGGCUGCCAACACGGUCAGACCUCUGCGUCCGAUUCAAGCAACCAGGAUAAAUAACAGAGGUCCACCAAGAAUUUCAGACGUUCCACCUCUACCACCAGAUUUUGACACUCCUGGUAUGAAUCCUCCUCCUCCGCCAGAUCAUCCUUAUCCGUUUGAGAAACCACCAGCUCCGGAAAGACCCGUUGUUAAUCAACUACCACCGGAACGACCUAUUAGACCGUUCGUGAACGGAAUACCGCUACCAGAACAGAUUGUGCCCCAAGGAAAUCGCCCGUGGAACUGGAAUCGUCCUGGCGGCAAUAGACGACCUAUCCCACCGUAUAAACCAUUACCACCAUCCCUGGAUUCUACCUUCCAUCGGGAUAAGGAUCAGAACGACAAACAUCCAGAUAAAUCUCACUUCGGUCUGAAAUACGAAGAGGAACAGCCAGAGGAAUCUUCAACGAAAAAGGAAGAGAACGAUCAGAACGAGGCCACUACGAACAGUUUAGAGGAUGCCAUUAAGAUCCUCGAGGAAAAUAACAAUCAAAAGGAUAAGGAAAACUCGAAGAUCCCUGAUGCUCAGGUGUCGAAUAAACAUCAAAAUCCGCCGAAGGACAAUCGAAUAAGCAACGAGAAGACGUCGACGGUUGGGUCAGAACAUAGUCAGCCUAAUCAUGUGACUGACACGAAGAACGAAGAUUCUCCGAAGCCUGUGAUACCAUUGGACAUCAAACCCACGAAAUCGUCGAAGAUCAACGACUAUGGAGAUCCUAGUUCGGAUGUAAAUAACGAUAAACCUAACGUCGUAUCGACGUUCUCCAAAACAUCGACGAAAUCCUUUUCCACGUCAACGUUGAACAUCGAAACCAGCUCUUCAGUUCACGUAAUUGAACCGACAACGACGAAAACUGUUGUUCAGCCAACGGUAGCUUCUACGGACACCACUGCAAAUAAUUCACCGAGUUCAUCGAUUACGACAGCUUUGCAACCAAGCACGUCGACUGAUUUCGACAGCUCGACGAGUUCAUCGAGCGUUCCAACCCCGACAGAAAAUUUGCCUUCGACUUUUACAAAGUCCCCAUCGAUCGUCGAGAAAACUAUAAUUCACACUCCUGCAUCCAACACAUUCACAAAGAAUUCAGCCCCGACGGAUCGGUAUGCUUACCGACCCCGACCUGGAAUCGUCCUCGACGACACCUUGGAUUACACAGGAUCCCAAGGACUGGCUACUCAACGACCGUACCCGCCGCCGAGGCAUCCACCUCUCGGUGAUAUUUUUGAUGUCACGGUCUCGGCUAUCCAAGGUCCCGGCGGUGGAGGCUCCGGGGAAGGUGUCAGGGUGCCGAUAAACGCGGGAAGCGCGGAUGUGAUACUAACGUCUGCGGUCGAAGGUCAGGGAUUCGUCAGCAUUGACGGGAAAAGAACGUACUUGAAUCUCUUCGAAAAUUCCGACAGAACUUCGACACAUGUACAACCGCAACCUCAGCCUACGAGGACCCAGCCACCAGCCGUGGUUGGUACAGGAUUUGCAGUUCCGCAACCUGAUCCACCGACAGUCAGUCCAAGACCGACUGGACCAAUUCGACGACUGACCUUUCAUCGAAGACCGACUCAACCCCCAGUUCGAAUCGACACCUGUAUUGUAGGUGACACGAGCACCUGCGACGUCAGUCAACACGAGGCUUGUGCCACUGUUCAAGGAGUGUCCGCCUGUCACUGCAAGCCAGGAUACGCCAGACUACAGCAUUCGUUGCCUUGCAAGAAAAUUAUCAGUAUCGUGGUGUCUAUGAGAGUGGACAAGAUCUACGACAGGAAGGUCGUUUGGGAUCGAGGAUUCACCGAUAAGGACUCCGAAGCCUAUCAGACUUUAGCCUACGAGGCGAAUCGAGCUAUCGAAUCAGCUAUGUCGAUGACACCGUUCUCGGACGAGUACAUGGGCUCUUUGGUGAACGGCGUGUACCAGGGUGACGUGAGCCAAGGGCAAGGGGGUGUCUUUGUUAAUGCAACUCUGAAACUCACUUACGAGCCGAGAACAAUUAGGCCGAGCUUAGCAGGGGAAUUACAAAGACACCUGCUCGGCGUUAUUCACAGGAGGAGCAAUAAUAUCGGGAACAGUGCCCUGUACGUCGACAGUCCACCUGGAUCUAUAUCAAACUUGCAAGACUUGGACGAAUGUGUUUCGUCGGAGUUGAACGACUGCCAUUCGUCAGCCAGUUGUACGAACACUUGGGGCGGAUUUACGUGCGCCUGUAACCCAGGAUUAAAGGAUCCCCACAAGGACGAUCCCAACGAGUCUGGUAGGACUUGUAUAUCGUGUCCCUCGACGUACUGUAAUAAUCGAGGGUCGUGCUCGUAUCAGGGCGAUCACAUGCAAUGCACGUGCACUGGAAAUUAUUACGGUGCUCAGUGCGAGGUCGACGGAGAGGUUCUGGGUGUAGCUAUAGGAGCCUCUGUAGCAGCUUUAAUAAUUAUAGUUUUAACGCUCGUGUGUCUGGUCAUGUGGAGUCGAAGAUGGUCGAGAGAACAAAAAUCGGUUGGCUCACCGGUUUACGGAUAUAUUCAGGGCGGUAUUCCUGGUACACUACCAGGAACUCUGGCGAGGGUGGGAUCUGUCGGUACACUGGCUUCCGUAAAGCAAGGACCACCGACCAAUUUGCCACCCUAUAUGUGGGCACACUUCGGGGAUCACAUGGCAACUGCCAAUGUAUACGCGACGGAGCCCAUGGGACCAACUAGACCGAGUUCAGCCAUGUUCGGCUAUCCACCCAUUAACGUCCAUGGAACGUUACCACCUGUCCCCCUGCCAAGACUACAGGCACCGCCAAGAUCAAGACAGAGACACCAACCAGAUCCAGACAGCUCGGAUUCCGAGCCGCAGGACAAGGACAGAGCUGAUCUGAUCCCCCAAAGUAGCGGCUUUCACGUUCCCAGGCCAAAAUCUAGGUCAUCUUUAGCCAAUCAAAGCGGAAUCUACAAUGACGUGGAGUACGACCAAGGUGACGUGCACCAUUUAUCGAAAAACAAUAUCCCGAUGUCCACUUACAGGCCGUACUAUCGAACCUGA